Messenger RNA from Amoebophrya sp. A25, 3589 nucleotides. The record is from the annotation of a GenBank genome assembly. Lineage: Eukaryota; Dinophyceae; Syndiniales; Amoebophryaceae.
AUGGUCGCGCGAGAACUGCUUAAUGCUAAGACUUGCGAACAAACUUGCACUUGGUGAAGUUUUUAGUGACGAAUUAUCAUGCGAUACCCCACCAUAAGCAAUACCCCAGAAGAAAGUACUACCCAUCAACGUUUCUACACAUCAACGUUUCUACCCAUCCACGCUUAUACCCCAAGUUUUCUAUCCAUCCACGCUUAUACCCCCAAGUUUCUACUCAUCAACGAAGUCCAUAGAUGGAUUUAGACUACGAAUUAGAACUGCACUAGCGAACGAGGCUGAAAAUCAUCUAAGCACUUCUAAUACUCCCAGCCAGAGCCAUCUCCUUAAUCAAGAUCAAGCCGAUGCUAGUCAAGCAAAUAAUAGAUCAGGCACAUUAGCUGGUCAACAUCAAGAACAAGGUCAUCAACCUGGUCCAGGUGGUGGCGCGUUUCGGACCAACGUUCCGGAGUUCGUGCCACGUAGUACUGAGUCAGGAGCCGGCGUCACAGCGGAAGGUGGUGCAUAUCGUGCUCCACUAGAAUUUCGACCAGAGAACCGCAGGGAACAGCAAGGAGGUUCCAAUGCAUCUUUGCCGGCAAAUGGAGGAGGCAUUGGAAACUAUUCACAGGGUUAAGGCUCUCAUCAUGUUGAUUUAGUAAUGACUUAAUGAAAAUGAAGAUGAACUCGAUAGGAUACAUCAAUCUACAUCUGCUACUGUUCCCCUGUAUUCUUGUCUAAUACUUAUAUCAGAUGAACGGCAGCGGAACUACCGGCUACAACAGUGCUAAAUCUGUUUCUUCCACCGCUAUGAAAGGAACUGGUGAAGGUCCUGCUGGAAGUCAUGCUGUUGCUGAUAACAGGAAUAGUAAACUACAAUCUUCUUCUCGGCAAGGGCAAGGGCAAGGGCAGGGGCAACAACAACAUGAAUUCAGUGGUACUUCUAAGGGUGGGCCUGGAGGAAAUGAUGGCAACGGAAAUGGAAAAGGUGGAAGUAGUAUGAACAAGGGUGUUCCUUCAGCUUCGAGUAAGGGAACAAGUAAUGGAAAAAUGAAUGUCGAACAGAUGGGUGGUAGUGCUUCUCGUUAUUCUGACUCUCCGUCUCGCUACAACAACCCAGCCGCAGGAGACAGGAGUCCUUAUAAUCAGCAGCUGAACGGCACAGGGCCAACUACCUCUUCUUCUUCACGUGGAGGUAAGAUGAAUAGUAAAGGUACUAGUAAAGGUGGUUACAACGCCUACGACGACAGAGGACCAUUUGGAUUUGAUGGAGGACCUCGUGGAGGGUACGACGACGACUGUGGAGGGUGCGAUCGCGAUUACAUGUACCUGUCGAAAUCAAGUUAAGGGUCGUUUCCAGAUUACAUCAUCCACUACCAUCCUUGACCUAUUUCCUAGUCGGAAAAUAAGGCUAAGCUGCAGGAUGUUCUGGGGAAUGUAAUUCUGCAACCUCUAAUCAAUGGCUGGCCCACCCGAUAAAGGUGGUAGUAGCUCUUCUAGAGAUAAGAUCAUGACGAGUGGCGGAGGUUACAUGAAAGGUGGCCCAGGAAACAAGGCAGCGCCGCCAAAAGGGGUUAUGAAUAUGGAUUGCAACAUUGUCUUUGUCGAAGCGUACUAAUUGUAAUUAAUUUAGGAAAGAAGAUCAAGAUGCUGAUGUUGCGCUAAAAAUCUGUUUUGUUUGAUGGUUCACGACAAGAACUUCUACUGAGUCUGUAAUUGUUUUGAACUUGAAAGUGUCUUGAGAACAACAAGGGUAAAAAGAAUAAUUAGCCCUAAUGCGAGUCCUCUUCAUCUUCUAAUUCUAAUAUCCGCAGUACUAGGUAUCCGCAAGACUACGACUACCCUCCAGGAGCCGAUCAGAGGAUAACAACUGCAUGGGGAAAAAGUUUCGAAAAAAACGAUAUGGGUAGUGCUGGCGGAGGCAGCAAAGGUCUAACUGGCAGCACUGGCAAAGGAAAAGGAGGUGGGCCUUCUUCUGGUGCUAAAGGAGACACGAUGAUGAAAGGAGGUCUUAUGCAACCAUCAACUUCUUCGAGUAAAGGAGAUGGCACUCAACCAGAUGGCGGAAAACGAAUAACUGCUCACAAAGGCGUGGAGUACUUCAAUCUUCUCCAUUUUUUGAUCUGCAUCAACAUCAUGUUGGUAAAGAAAAACUGAAAAUACCUCAACUACUACGUUGCACUAGAUCUUCUUCUAGUUCUAUGGAUAAAAGCGGAAUGACUUCUGCCAACAAACUUUUUUCUUUAACAUACUCCCUUCCCUUAUACCUGUUGACCACGAUCAGAUACAAGCACAACAUGGUGCCUCGAAACAAGGACUUGCUUGAGGAAUAUGGGCACACAAUGUCGGAGAAACCUAUUACGACUCUGAUGAUUCGCAACAUUCCUAACCGGUACACGCAAAAGCAGUUUAUACAGGAAUUAGACGCCAUCGUUAAGGGUCGUUACCGUUAUUCAUCUUGAGAAGCAUGUUCUUAGUCCUCCUUUCCUUUAAGGGAAAGAAAACGCGCCAAAGGUGCUCUCUAAGAACAAGAUGAAUAUACUUAGGCGAGGUCUAACAUCGGGUUCAAGAAUACCUACAAUUAAGGGCUUCCGAAUUACAUCCCUCACUACCAUCCUUGGUUCCUUUUUAGGUCAAGGAUGUUCUGAGGAAUGUAAUUCCGUGGCCUGUAUCUAAUACAGUUUUGCUUAUUUGCCGAUCGACCGCAGCACCGAGAGCAGUGUGGGGUAUGCCUUCGUCAACUUUCGAAAACCGAGUGACGCGGUGCGGGCACUGCAAAUUUUCGGGGAGUACCGAUUUCAAAGGUACAAGAAAACUACAAUAACUACUACAUUUGUAUGAUCCAUUAUUUACUAGACUUAAUUAGUUCUUUUAGUAUCUUAAUCUUUCUUUGAACAAUGAGCUACUUCAUUUCAUUAUUCAUUUAUGCUACAACUUCUAAAGAGCAGGUAACACGACGAGGAACUACCAGGACAACGACCAUGAUCAUACAACACUUCUCAGGUAUCGCAAUGUUUCUUCGAAAAUUGGUACUGUCUCGGUAGCGCACAUUCAGGGUUUGGACAACAAUAUCAAGCACUACAAGAAAUCCGUGAUUGCGGAUGAGAAGAACAGUUUCCGACCUUUUGUGUUGAGGGAACCGCCUGAAGGAAGUGUGAGUCCAUCAAAUAAAGGGCGACGAGCUCGCAAGCACUCGAGAAAAAACAAGAACACGCCAGCGCCUGCAGAAGCGGGAGCAGAAGGAGACGCUGCGGGGGAUGAGGAGUACGCAGAUGCUGUGUCUGUGAAGGAAGAUCGGGGUGAUGGUGGAGAAAAAGAGAACCCAGAACAGGAGCCGCAGGAGACCAAUAAUGAAAAAGAUGCCUCCUCGAGCUCCUCUACUCCCGCGGGAAGCAGCAAGAAGAACAAAAACGAAAACACUGCAGGAGCUGGCACCUACGACAGUAGUACGACUACAGAUCAGGAACAGGCGGGUGCAACUGCAUGUACCAGCUUGCUUGCCUCUGCGAGUGCGACAGCACCAACAGAGGGCACAACGACGGAAGGAAGCGACAAAAAGGAUAAGAAUGCAGCUUCAUCUGAUCCGGUGCCGGCAUCCAACGAAGAUGCAUAA